Chiloscyllium plagiosum (whitespotted bambooshark) is the source of this 1625-nucleotide messenger RNA. It is a transcript of the gene ido1, whose product is annotated as indoleamine 2,3-dioxygenase 1. The record is from RefSeq and is a predicted model, not a curated record. Gene Ontology annotation, cellular component: cytoplasm. Lineage: Eukaryota; Metazoa; Chordata; Chondrichthyes; Orectolobiformes; Hemiscylliidae. Gene Ontology annotation, molecular function: indoleamine 2,3-dioxygenase activity; L-tryptophan 2,3-dioxygenase activity; heme binding. Gene Ontology annotation, biological process: 'de novo' NAD+ biosynthetic process from L-tryptophan.
AGGUAAAGUCCAAUGUUCAUCUUACUUCGUUGUGUUUGGAAUUGUUUCUGCUGACUGCUCUGACUGUGGCUAAAAGCGAUCUAAAAUCAAGACUGACAGAAUAUUGCUGAAUAAUUGUCUUUCUUGUGAAAGAACACCAACCAUUUCCAGUUGAGCAAUGAACACAGAAGAAGGGGAGACAAGAGGCACAAAUUAUAUAAGCUUGGAUGAAUUUAACAUUUCCAAAGAGUGGGGAUUUGUUUUACCGAAUCCAUUGUCUGACCUACCAAAAAUGUACCAACCUUGGAUGGAGAUUGCAAACAACUUAACCCAUUUGAUUGAACAUCAUCAGCUUCGUUGUGAAGUCAACAACAUGCAACUCCUGAGCACAGAUUUUCUCAGUGGGUAUAAACAGCUACGGUUGGCACACUUGGCACUCAGCUUUAUUACAAUGGGCUAUGUGUGGCAGGAGGGAGAACACAACAUUGCAAAGGUACUGCCCAAGAGCCUUGCAGUGCCAUACUGUGAAGUGUCCAAAAUCCUUGGGCUACCGCCUAUCUUAGUUCAUGCAGACUGUGUUUUAACAAAUUGGAAGAAAAAAGAUGCCAAUGGGACAAUGGAGCUGAGAAAUUUGGACAUUAUCUUCAAAUUGCCAGGAGGCGACAGCAUUAAAGGAUUCUUCCUGGUGACACUCAAGGUGGAACUGGCAGCUGUACAAGGCAUCAAGGCUAUUUCCAUUGCAACUGAAGCAAUACUGAGACAUGAUGAUGAUUCAAUUAAAAAUGCUUUACACGAUAUGGCUGAAUCAAUUAGGAAGAUGAAUCAAUCUCUGAAGAAGAUGGAUGAAUAUGUGGAUCCUGAGACUUUCUAUGGGAUAAUUCGACUCUUUCUUUCUGGGUGGAAGGAUAAUCCAGCCUUUCCAGAAGGCUUGUUGUAUGAAGGAGUGUGGGAUAAACCUCAGUUCUUCUCAGGUGGGAGUGCUGCACAAAGUUCCACUCUGCAAUCUUUUGACGAGUUUUUGAGAAUACGUCAUGAGGAAAAAAAUGCUGAAUUCUUGUACCGGAUGAGGGACUACAUGCCUCCUUCACACAAGGCUUUCCUCCAAGCAAUUGCCUCAGGACCAUCUGUGCGAGAGCACAUCAUGCUCAACAGAAAUCCUGCCCUCCGUGAGCUGUACAAUGAUUGCAUAGCUGCGCUUGUUGAUCUGAGGAACUAUCACAUUACAGUUGUCACUCGGUAUAUCACGAUAACUGCAGCCAAAGCAAAAGCAGAGAAAGCCAAGCAAAACAGCUCAGCACUUUUAUUACAGAAGGCCCCAGCUGCCUUAGCUGAACGGGGAACGGGUGGAUCAGGAAUCAUGUGUUUGCUUAAAAGUGUCCGAGAUGCGACUAAGAAAGUAAUGAUUGAUAACAUUUGGUGACAUCAAUCGAGGUUAACUCAUUUAUUGUACUAAAAUAUCUAACUAAUAUAUAAUUAUUCAGGAAGCCAGACAGCUUAUUUAUUGGUAAAAUGUGAGGUAACAGUGAAAUCUUCAUAUAUCAUGAGCUAUCAAUGACAAAGACACUAUAGUGACAACACUGACACUAACUACUUCUAAAAAUGAUUCGGAGAUGCCGGUGUUGGACUGGGGUGUACAAAGUUAAAAA